Xenopus laevis (African clawed frog) is the source of this 3964-nucleotide messenger RNA. RefSeq names its product dehydrogenase/reductase (SDR family) member 11 S homeolog (gene dhrs11.S). Gene Ontology annotation, molecular function: oxidoreductase activity, acting on the CH-OH group of donors, NAD or NADP as acceptor; estradiol 17-beta-dehydrogenase [NAD(P)+] activity; 3-beta-hydroxysteroid 3-dehydrogenase (NADP+) activity. The record is from RefSeq and is marked provisional. NCBI's taxonomy places the organism in Eukaryota, Metazoa, Chordata, Amphibia, Anura, Pipidae.
GGCUACACGGCAGGAUUAGCGAGCUCUAGCUGCUUUGCUACCGCUGUUUCAGUAGCUGUGAUUGUCUGGUGAGCAGCGAAUAUUUCCCACUCCUACAGGAUCUCAUGGAGCGCUGGAAGGGCAGGGUGGCACUUGUGACCGGGGCCUCAGUGGGCAUCGGAGCUGCAGUUGCUCGGGCGCUUGUUCAGCAUGGCAUGAAAGUGGUGGGCUGCGCCAGGAGCGUUGAUAAAAUCGAGAAACUGGCUGCUGAAUGUCAGAGUGCCGGCUAUCCAGGCACCUUAUUCCCUUAUAAAUGUGACCUGUCCAAUGAAGAGGAGAUUCUGUCCAUGUUCUCAGCAAUAAAGACACUGCAUCAAGGGGUGGAUGUGUGUAUCAACAAUGCAGGUUUGGCCCGACCAGAGCCUUUGCUGAGCGGCAAGACAGAGGGAUGGAAAACAAUGAUUGAUGUUAAUGUCCUGGCACUCAGUAUCUGCACAAGGGAGGCCUACCAGUCUAUGAAGGAAAGGAAUAUUGAUGAUGGCCAUAUCAUAAACAUCAACAGCAUGAGUGGCCAUAGAGUUGUUCCAACUGCAGUUAUGCACUUUUAUUCAGCUACAAAGUAUGCUGUAACAGCCUUGACAGAAGGCAUCCGGCAAGAGCUCAGAGAAGAAAAGAGUCAUGUCCGAGCCACGAGUAUAUCGCCAGGUCUUGUGGAAACUGAAUUUGCUUUUAAACUCCUUGAUAAUGAUCCGGAGAAGGCUGCUGCAACGUAUGAAAGUAUAAAGUGUCUGAAAGCUGAAGAUAUAGCUAGCACUGUGCUUUAUGUGCUCAGUGCUCCUCCUCAUGUACAGAUUGGCGAUGUUCAGUUGAGGCCUACUGAGCAAAUAUCCUAGGGAUUUAGCACAUGGAAGCUGAGUUUUGAGAGAAGACUUAAUUACAACUUAACAUUCCUUCAAGGGCUAACUUGGAGGAACAUAUUAAGGAUUCUGACUUUUGGAGACUUUUACCCAAGAAGAAAAAAAAAAGAAACAUGGGAAAUAUAUUUUUCUUCUUAAUUAUGUAACCAGUACAAAAAGUACAUUGUUAGCAAAGGAAUUUUGUCUUUGUUUUUUGUUAAUUUAAUUUGUGCUUUUCCCCAAAACUAAAAUAAUUUAAUUGGAAUUAUGGUUCCAGAACACUUCUUUGGUUUGUUCAUCCACAUAACGUCUAAUAGGGAUUGCCUUCCUGUGUCUGUCAGAUCCUUCUGAAUCAAAAUGGUUGAUUUUUUAAUAUUUUGCUUUGGGUCUGGUGAUUGUGUGCUCUUCUUCAUGAACCUUUUCAAUUUUCCUCAAUUUUCCUUCAAGAGUUUCCUCUAGGUUUCUAUGAAGUCUUUAUAACUGGGUACCAAACAAGAUUCCGCUUGACUUUUUUUUUUUUAUAAAAAUUUUGUGUCUGAUAACUUUUAAUUCAACUACAUACAUGUAUUAGGAAAUAUGUGUGAAGGAAAUACUGUGAGGACAAAAAUAGAAAUAAUUGUUUAAAUGGGUGCACCUGAUGCUUACACACUAUGCAUGUUAUCUAAAUUAAAGGAAUGCUUGUCUUUUCACUACCUGUUAAAGGCAAUUUAGAACUUGUGUGCUAUCACAAUAGCAAAAUUACCUCUAGUGAACCUUUAAUUACUCAUACAGAAUUAUUUUUAUGUCUGAUUCCGUUAAUCGACGUAACCUCAUUUUAAUACUGUUUUUGCCCUUUUUGGUUGAUUUGACUUAUUUGAAUAACUGUUAAUCGGACAUACCAGUUAACAUCAGUUAUGCUACUUGCAAAACAAUUGGCUAGUGUUUAUGUUGUAAUGGCUAUUUUGAUCAUAUGGUACAGAUAAUGGCAAGGCUUAAAAUAAUACAGGUUUUGGUUCCUUUGAUAUUUUUGAAAUCAGUGGUAUAACUAUAGGGGAAACACACCCCGCAGCCGCAGGGAGGUCUGGACUGCAGGGUCUGCUUCCUCUAUUGCCAACAAGAACCCUCCCUUUCCCCAGCGCUCUCUUACUUGGUGGGGAAACAGAGUGCGGCAGCAUGGAGGGAUAGUGGGCGGAGUCUGGGCUAGGAGUGGGUGGAGUCCAGGCGGGAAGAGGGCGAGAGGAUGGGGAUCCGAGUGCGCCGGGCCACUCUGAAGAUUUUUUUUCAGGGGGGCCCAGGGCACUCUAGUUUGCCACUGUUUGAAAUGUUAGAGAACCAGACACUGACAUCAUGCCUGGCAACAAUACAGUUGGAUGGUUUUUUUACUUAUUUUUUUAAUUACCUUUUUCAUAUUACUCUCUUCUUAUUUUACACUAGUGUCACAAUUUUGAAAGGAUCUACACAUAGUUCCAAUAGCUCAUGUAUUUUCAGCCCACCCUAAGAUCACUUAUGGAGAUGAAUGCAACUUCCAUAAGACACUUACCAGGAAGUUACAGGAUCUACCAUGCCAUUCAUGGUUCAAAAAUUCUAUUGUAACAAUAUACAGUCGUUUAUCUGCCUAAGGAUAGGACUUCACAGACAAUUUGUGCAUUCCGACGCGCUACGCAAAAACGCAGGAGUCACAUCAGAUGCGACAGAAAUAAGGUAAGUAAUAGAAAUGUCGGAUGAAUUUGCAGCGUUCAUCUGACGCAUCACGUCGGAUCAUCGCUGCGACACCAUCUGACAAUGCAUUCACUUACGUUAUUUCUGUUGCAUACAACGUGACGCCUGCGUCGGAUUGCGUGGAACUCGUCCAUGAAGUCCUACCUUAAAGGUGGCCAUACACGUACCAAUAACAAGACUGAAAAUUUUGAUGGUGCAUGAACAUCAUAACGUUAAUGCUGAAUCGUCAGAAAGGGCUAAAUAUUCUUUUUAUUUUUACCUGAAUAUCCGACUAUUCAACUUUAAACAUUAGUAGAGUGGACAAAAGAUCUUUCGUACGACCAAUGGUUGUGGGGAAAGGUUAUAAUUGUAGUGUGCAUGACCACCUUAUAGCUGGCUAUACACACAAAGAUUAAGUUGUACGAAACAAAGCUUUGUAUGAUUUUCAGGUUAGAAGAUGUCUGACAGUUAAUGAUAAUAUCCCUGCAUGUAUAACAUAACUUUUGUACAAUUGCCGUCAUCGGCAGAACGUAGUCUGAUUUGUUCUUUUACUACUUUAUCUAUUUAAUCUGAAUGGUAAGUGGCAGGUUGGGAGAUUGCAGGGAGAUUGCAACUCGCGAUCGUUUGUCAGACAUGGGAUAGAAUCUUUCUAUUGCCAGCUUUACUGAAGUACGUGACCUCAUUAUAGCCAGUAACUAGUUUAUAUUUAGAAAAAUGCAUUUGUUUGCAUUAGACUUAAUGCAAGUUUUGUUGUUCCCGAACUGUUGGAUUUAUACUUAUCCUUUUUUUUCUCAUGCAAAACACAUUCACUCCAUGUUUAAAAUUGUUUAGCAUAAAAUGAGCUUUGCAACAUUACAUGCCUAACCUAAUAUUUUUUCUAACGGCUUUACUAGAACAGUGCAAGUUUAUAGUUUACAGUAGCUGUUACUGUUGUUUUGUAUGGUUGGGAAGAGAGCCUCAGCCAAGGCAAACAAUAUAGCAUAGUUUCCACUAUUGCUAUAAUUUAUAAACACAAAUAUACUCUGGACAAAUGCUCUUUGCACACAAAUUAUGCCUUUAUUAUACUUGUAUUAAUUCCGCCAUGAUGUUGGGACUGGAUUGGGAUAUCACUUGAAAAUUGUGCAUCUUUCUUUGCAAACUUUUCUGCCUUUGAUUCCUAAUAACUUCAUAAUGUAAGCAUAUUUUUUAAAUAUGCUGCCCACUUCUGUUCUCCUAUACACAAAUGUUGAGGUGCAAGGUAAUAGUGGAAAUAUAUAGAGAAUAAGUUCGGCAACACCUUUAAUACAUGUGUAAAGAGAAGUCCUGGUUUUGCUGGUCUUUUACAUAUAUACACACAGCCCAUUCUGAUAUUGAGAAACUAUUUGGUUGACUGGAUAGUCUAUCAAAUACUUCCAAGCCAAGGAAAAAAAAAA